CACUAUUGGCCGAAAGACAUGACAAUCACAGGAUUAUCCGCUUCAUGGUAGGUUGGUACAAACGCGUUUAAAAACGCCCAAGCAGGAGUCCGCAAUUACCGCGUUUUGUUUUAUCAUCACCCCACAGCGGAACAUCAUGACGUCGCCAUGAGAAGCGCACGGGUAUUCCGCGGAUUCCCUUGAUAGACAGAUCGCUCCAAAUAUUUUACUUUUAUUUUUUUCCAGCAGCGGAUUUGUAGAAGAGAUGCACUUGUGAUUUUUGUCAGACAGCAUCCGUUUCCGACUACAGCUAUGUAGUUUCCACUUCUGUGCCUUUUAUUAUUAGUUAAAGUUGCGUUUAACUUGCAUCUGCAUCGCAUUACACGAUUGUCCUGGGCUGUGGAGCUGGAGCAAGUAUGGGAUUGCCUGCGUUAGAGUUCAGCGACUGCUAUUUGGACAGCCCGCAAUUCCGAGAGAGGCUGAAGUCUCACGAAAUGGAAUUAGAGAAGACCAAUAAGUUCAUCAAGGAGCUGAUUAAGGAUGGGAAAGCUUUAAUUCAAGCCCUGAAAAAUUUGUCCACUGCAAAAAGAAAGUUUGCAGAGUCGCUGAACGAGUUUAAAUUCCAGUGCAUUGGCGAUGCGGAAACAGAUGAUGAGAUAUGCAUUGCUAAAUCACUUCAGGAGUUUGCUGGAGUCUUACAGAACCUGGAAGAUGAGAGGACACGAAUGAUAGAAAAUGCCAGUGAUGUGUUGAUCACACCGCUGGAGCGCUUCAGGAAGGAGCAGAUUGCCGCUGCGAAGGAGGCCAAAAAGAAAUAUGAUAAAGAGACGGAGAAGUACUGUACAGUGUUGGAGAAACAUCUCAGUCUGUCCGCCAAGAAGAAGGAAGCACACCUUCAUGAAGCGGAUAACCAGGUGGACCAUGUGAGGCAACACUUCUAUGAGGUCUCGCUGGAAUAUGUCUUCAAAGUGCAGGAAGUUCAGGAAAGGAAAAUGUUCGAAUUUGUGGAGCCGUUGCUGGCUUUUCUACAGGGUCUAUUUACAUAUUACCAUCAUGGGUACGAACUCGCCAAAGACUUCAACCAUUUCAAGACAGACCUCACUAUCAGCAUUCAAAAUACGCGGAACCGGUUUGAGAGCACGCGUUCAGAGGUGGAAUGUUUGAUGAAGAAGAUGAAGGAAAACCCACACGAACACAAGAGCAUCAGUCCACACACAAUGGAGGGAUACCUGUUUGUGCAGGAGAAACGUUCCUUCGUGUCCACAUGGGUGAAGUACUACUGCUCCUAUCACCGAGAGCCCAAACGUAUGACCUUGAUGCUGUUCGAUCAGAAGUCUGGGGGCAAAGUUGGAGAUGAGGACAGCUUUACGCUCAAAUCUUGCACCAGAAGGAAAACAGACUCCAUCGAGAAGAGGUUCUGCUUUGACAUUGAAGCCGUAGACCGGCCUGGCGUGAUCACCAUGCAGGCGCUGUCAGAAGAAGACCGCAGACUCUGGAUGGAAGCCAUGGACGGAAGAGAACCGGUGUACACCCUGAAUCGUGAUAGCCAGAAUGAAGGCAUGGCCCAAUUAGAUGUCAUCGGCUUCAACGUUGUCAAAAAAUUCAUCUAUGCCGUAGAGACCAGAGGGAUUGAUGAGCAGGGGCUAUACAGGAUCGUUGGUGUCAACUCCAGAGUGCAGAAACUACUCAGCCUGGCCAUGGACCCUAAAACCUGUGCAGAUGUGGAACUGGACAGCACAGAAUGGGAGAUCAAGACCAUCACCAGUGCAAUAAAGCACUACCUCAGGAUGCUGCCGGCCCCUCUCAUGACAUACCAGUACCAGAGGAGCUUCAUCAAAGCAGCCAAACUGGACAAUCCCGAGGCGAGGGUGGCGGAGAUCCACUCCAUAGUGCACCGUCUCCCGGAGAAGAACCGCCAGAUGCUGGAACUUCUUAUGAAACAUUUGGCCAAAGUGGCCAGUCACCACCAGCAGAAUUUGAUGACGGUUGCUAACCUUGGCGUAGUGUUCGGCCCUACGCUGUUGAGGCCUCAGGAAGAGACUGUUGCAGCGAUCAUGGACAUCAAGUUCCAGAAUAUUGUGGUAGAAAUCCUGAUCGAGAACCACGAACGGAUAUUCAAAGACAUGCCAGUGUCUGGAGGAGGGCAGGGCAACUCCCAGCUCAACCUGCCCAGGCGGAGAAGUGCAGACAGCAAGGCCCCGUCCUGCAGCGAGAGACCCCUCACUCUUUUCCACACCCCCACAUUCUCAGAAAAAGACAAAGCAGUGGAGAAGAGGAACAGCGUAGUUGUAAACUCCAGUGCAGACUCAGUAAAUUGCAACAGCACACACAACUGGACUCGACUCAACAACCUGCCCACUGGAGACGGAGACCAUGAUGGGCUUCAGCUGGCCAAACUGAGUCAGCCUAAUUCACUUCAAAAUCCAAAGGUUCGCAGCAGUAUGUCAACAAGCAUGUUUAACUCAGGAACAGUUCCACUAAAUAUGAAAAUUCAGUCAUCAUUUACUCGCCAAAUGACGCCCAGCUUCACCCAGUCCCACUUCACCGCGCUCCCCCUCGUGGCCGAUGUUCUCUGCCCCCUCCAGCCCCCAGCUGGCCUCCAGCCCCUCCAGCGAAUCCUCCCCCAUCAGUACUCCGCUACGAAAAGCACGUGCACUAUACGCCUGCAAGGCUGAACAUGACUCUGAGCUGUCCUUUAUCGCGGGGACCAUAUUCGACAAUGUUCAUCCAUCAAGAGAACCAGGAUGGCUGGAGGGGACCUUGGAUGGGAAGACGGGGUUAAUUCCAGAGAACUACGUGGAGUUUCUUUAGAAGGUUCGAGUCGAUGGGAGUGUCGAGGUUUUGAAAGAACUGAACUUCGACAGAAAAGCCGAGUUAGUAUGCCUGAGCGUAUCUCUGUGAUCUUAUGGGUUUUUGGCAACUGUGGCAUUCCCCUAGCAUCUUUGUCCCACAUAUCCCACAAUGCACUGCAGCUGUGAAAAAAAAAAAAAGGGAAGAAGAAGAAAAAACAAACCCUGGGACCAAGUUGUUGCUGCCUUGGCCACAAUCAAGAAACUCUUUUUUAGAUUUUCAAACAGGGGCUUAUCAUGAAUUAUGGAUUUGUUUUUAUAUAUAUAUAUACAUUUACAUUUUUUUUUUUUAUAUGUGAGCACUUCCUGGUUCACCACAAUGUAAUAUGUGUGCUGUUUCUAUGCAGUCUGGGGCUUUUUGAAUGUUUUUUGUGUCUUUCAGGUCCUCGUAUGUGUUUUGUUUAGAACUACUAAGAGAUAACUGUUAAUUAUGGGGAAAAAAACAAAACUCUUGCACUCUUUUGUAUAUCAGGAAGCAAUUAAAAAAAAAAAAUUGAUUUUUUUUUUUUCCUCCUCCUCAGCAUGUAAGUGGAAAAGUGUAAAUUAUUUCUUAAUGUGAAUUAACGUCAUGUAAACCACUCUUAUUUAAGCAUUAUCUCUGAUGAGAUUUGUGUUCUUUUGGAGUGUAUUAACAUUGUAAAUAAGUGACAAUUGAUAAGGUAUAAUUUUUUUUGUAAAAUGUGAAUUAUAUAUAUAUUUUAUUGUAGCAUACUAACUUAAUUUUUUGAUAGCCCAACUGAUCUUUUUACCAAAAAAAAAAAAAAAAAAAAAUCAUGUAAAAUUUUCUGAGCCUUAAUAUUCUUUAGGAUAUUGAAUAAAUAAAAGCAUGGUUCAGCUGUUUAGAUUUUAUUUUUCUUCUACUCAAUAAAAAUGUUUAUCAAAUUUUCAUUUAAAUCCACUGAUGUCGAUUUUUCAGUUAGAAAACUGCUUGGUUUAAACUGGUUUAAUCCGAGUAUUACUGGUACAGAUUCCACACAUUUCUUCUUUUUCUGAACUUUAUCAACCAGAUGUAGCAUUGAGAAGAAAAUAAACCACGUCCAAGUGUAGAGUUGUGUCAACAUUCAGAUCCAAUGGAAAAAUAGCAAAUUAGCACAUUGAUUUCACAGUAUAAAAAGACACAAUCUUCCCUCUGAACAAAUUUUAUCCAACAUUUAAUCAAAUAUGUGUAAAGAUCGACAUUGACUACAGGAGAGGUGUAAUACAGAAAUCAUACAAAACUAUUUUUUCAAACAAAGACAUUUUAUAUCCUUUACAUUGGAUUACUUUUACAUAUAACUGAAAUGCAAAAAAAAAAAAAAAAAAGACUUUAAUAAUGAAAGCCAUAUACCAGUGAAAUAUGAUUUGCCCUUAAUCUUUAAAGAUAGUAUUUGCAUGAAUUUUUGUACAAAAUAUACUAUGUCAAGCCAGUAUUAGGGUAGUGCAAAUUCUCAGGCUCUGAUACAUUACUUUACACACAGCUUUAUUAUUAUUUUUUUUUUUUACUAGUUAAUUUUACAGCAUUAUGUAUGAGACCAAAGCCUAAAUCUUUAUAAAAGAAAUAGAAAAGGAUAAAAUAAAGUACUAGAGUUGGGUAGUAAGUGCUACUGUAAAAUGUAACUGCUUUAAAUAUUUUCCUUUUUUUUUUUUUUUUUUUUUUUUUUUUUUUUUUUUUAAAUCUGCGUUGCUUUGGUCACUCUGUUGCACUAUUCAAACUACACUCACAUCCCUGACUUCUAUCUUCAAGCAGUCAUUCUUUAAAACAGUGAUUCAGUGACUCAUAUAUUCCCUAUAGAUUUAUAGAAUUUACAUUUACAUAUAACAUAACACUUUUUCAAAAGUGCACCUGCAAUACAGUUCUCGACAAAAAAGAUAGCAAUACAACUUUAUGUAUUAAAAUUUUGUUGUAAAAUGAUGUGUAUAUCAAAGAGUAUCUGUGUAAUUAUAUUUUAGCUUUAGUUACUUUUAAAAAUGAUCAAUGAUUACCAAACAAAAAAUAUUUUUUUUUUUUUUAGACAUUUCAGCAUUUUUUUUGAAUUUAUACAACCUAUGGUUUAUGGCUCACAAACUCCCUUUGCAAGGCCUAUUGUGAAACAAUUAGAAAACGUGACAUCUCACAAACCUAGCGAGGAAUUUGUAAAAAAAAUAGUCUCAUAUAAUACGCUAAAAUAUUUGAGGAAUCUGUCAGGAGGAUUGGGAUAUUUACUGCGUACAUUUUAAUGUGGCUUGCUAACACUCCGAAAGCUACAACAGACACCGGAUUCGAUUACAUACUGU
Megalobrama amblycephala (Wuchang bream) is the source of this 5081-nucleotide messenger RNA. RefSeq names its product rho GTPase-activating protein 26-like. Bases 396 to 2654 code for a protein of 752 amino acids. Gene Ontology annotation, cellular component: cytoplasm. Gene Ontology annotation, molecular function: GTPase activator activity; protein binding. Gene Ontology annotation, biological process: signal transduction. The transcript has 25 exons. The record is from RefSeq and is a predicted model, not a curated record. NCBI's taxonomy places the organism in Eukaryota, Metazoa, Chordata, Actinopteri, Cypriniformes, Xenocyprididae.